AUGUCUUACCAUUAUGUGGAAGGUAUUUCUAUCAUUAUUAUUAUUAUUAUUAUUAUUAUUAUAAAUUUCGUCCUUCUCUCCUUCCUCCACCGCUUUUUCAUCAUCUUUUCGUUUCAAUUCCAGCUUCAUUUUUUUCUUCGUUUCCUUCUUCAUCAACUUCUUUUCCUUCAUCCUUCCUUCAUCUCUUCCUCCUUCAUCGGUUUUUCUAAAGACUGUGUCCAAUCUUCUUCUUCUUCUUCUUCUUCUUCUUCUUCUUCUUCUUCUUCUUCCUCCUCCUCCUCCUACUCUUCUUCUUUUUCCUCAAAUUCUUUCCCUCCUUCGACUCUUCUUCAGCUUAAUUUUCAUAUACUUUUUCCUUCUUUAUCAAACUUCUUUUCUCCUUCGUUGCCUCCCACUCCUUUCCUCCUUCCUCUCUCUCCUUCUCCUUCCUUACUAACUUUCUUUUCUGCGUCAGUACUUUUUCUUCUUCUUUUCUCUGUUCUCUUUCGCCUUCCUCUUCUUUUUCUUUACCUCCAUCUUUCUUUACUUUAA
Molecule: messenger RNA, 531 nt
Organism: Acanthosepion pharaonis
Lineage: Eukaryota; Metazoa; Mollusca; Cephalopoda; Sepiida; Sepiidae
Source: the annotation of a GenBank genome assembly